CGUGUAUCUCUCUCCUUUCCACCAACUCCACCUAGUCUCACUCUGAAUGGCGAUGAAAAGCCAUCGGUGACAAAAUAAAAAAUGGACGAAAAUGGCAUGUGAGGUGUUGUUGAAUUCCGGUGAAAUGUUUGGUUAUCGCAGCCACCUAGAAUGGGAGGAUGCAUAGGUAUAACUCGGGCAAGAACAGCCUCUGUAGACGACACAUCAGCCAAUUCAACGAGAACCCAUUCAGGUAAUUCGAGAAAAAAUCAUCCACUGUGUCACGAAGUGAUCAGAUGGAAGUCGGACGUGCCAUUGACAGAAGGUCAAUUACGAAGCAAACGCGACGAAUUUUGGGACACAGCACCUGCCUUCGAGGGAAGAAAGGAAAUAUGGGAUGCACUGAGGGCUGGUGCAACUGCUGCUGAGGCACAGGAUUAUCAGUUGGCACAGGCGAUACUGGAUGGUGCUAAUAUUUCUGUACCUGAUGGAUUUUUAACAGAGUGCUAUGAUGAACUGGGAACGAGGUAUCAGGUGCCCAUCUACUGUCUGUCAUAUCCCAUUAAUAUUGUUAAAGAGGACAGCGGCAGGGAUUCACCUGCUGAUUGUUCAGAACCUGUUGAUGGUGGAACUGAAAUGACCCUCAAAUUGAGACUGUCGACGACCCUCGGGGACGUCAAACUACCUGUGUACAGUAAAGAUACUAUCGGAAUUGCGAAAAAGAAAUUACAGAGUCAAGAAGGGCUUGAGCCAUCCCGACAGAGAUGGUUUUUCGGUGGAAAACUCCUCGGUGACAAGAUGCACAUCGAAGAGGCCAAGGUCCAACCCGGUUACGUAGUCCAGGUAAUCGUAAACUCGGAAAAAAUUGACGAAAGUCCAUCGAAAACCAGCUGAAGAGAUCUCCCUGGAUCUCAAACGAAAAAAAAAACACCUCUUCGUACGGCUCUGAAUAAUCAGGGACACUCGAAAGUUCACACCUUCGUGUUUUUUUUCCAUACAUUCACGUUAGUUUCUUUUCACUGAGGUGCGAAACUGAUGGUGGAAGCCCAGGGAUAUGUCACAAUGCACUCGAAUUGUACAGUAAGACUUGACUGACGGUUUAGGCUUAUUCUUUUUAAUAAUAAGAGGAUAAUAAAAUUAUUGAAGCAUUUGUACUGUCAAAAAUAAUUAGAUCGUUUAAGCUUUAAAA
Molecule: messenger RNA, 1168 nt
Organism: Diachasmimorpha longicaudata
Lineage: Eukaryota; Metazoa; Arthropoda; Insecta; Hymenoptera; Braconidae
Exons: 4
Coding region: 151-873 (240 amino acids)
Molecular function (GO): protein binding
Source: RefSeq, a predicted model, not a curated record